Molecule: messenger RNA, 1545 nt
Organism: Penicillium diatomitis
Lineage: Eukaryota; Fungi; Ascomycota; Eurotiomycetes; Eurotiales; Aspergillaceae
Exons: 2
Coding region: 1-1545 (514 amino acids)
Source: RefSeq, a predicted model, not a curated record
AUGGCUAUAAUUGUCGAUCCAUUUGAUCAAGAUUUUGACACGGCCGUUGAGAGAGGGCUUGAAGAAUGGAAAGUGCCUGGAAUAAGCAUUGCCGUUGUUCGCGAUGGCCACACAUUCUCAAAGGCCUAUGGUCUUGCCACAUUUCCAAACAAGCCAAUGACUACAGACAAUCUGUUCUCGGCGGCGAGCACCACAAAGGCCUUUACAGCAGCGGCUACUUCGAUGAUCAUUGAAGACUCUAAGGAUAGUCCAUCUCCAAUCAAUUGGGACACUCCGCUGGCAUCUAUCAUUCCCGAGGACUUUGUUCUUUCAGACGAGUAUGCAACCGCGCAUACUACCCUAGAGGAUGCUCUCUCUCAUCGCUCCGGUCUUCCAGGUCACGGCUGGGGUCUUCUUUGUGGGGACCGAGAUGGGAGUGUUCGGGAAAAUGUCCGGACCCUACGCUACCUUCCCUUAUCUGAGCCUCCACGGACCAAACUUCAGUACUCAAAUCAGAUGUUCAUCGCUGUUGGUCAUGCGAUGCAGAAAGUAUCCGGGCAGCCACUGGGGUCAUUCUUGAAAAAGCGCAUCUGGGGUCCUCUCGGCAUGGAGCAGACCUUCUUCUCCAAAGAAGAAGCCAGAGAGAUUCCCAAGAUUGCAGCUAAAAUGGCCACAGGCUACGGCUGGGUUGCCGAAAAGACCGGUGGUCACUGGGUCGAUGAGUCGAAGGCCAACUGGCGGGCCAACACGGCUGGAGGGAGUAUAGUCAGUAGUGUUCUGGACUACUCGCGCUGGGUGCGAGAAUUGAUCGACCGCGGCGGGCCUUUGAAAGGUCAUGAUUCCUUGUUCAAGCCGCGAACUCUCUGCUUCGAUCAAGACCCUACGGAUCUUCCAACGCCAUAUCACGCGUACGCGCUGGGCUGGUUUGUGUGGAUGUAUCGCGGUCAACACCUCUACUCGCACACUGGCGGUUGGCCUGGCUUUUCAACUUUUGUGGGCAUCAUUCCCGACAAAAGGUUCGGCAUCGUUCUAAUGGCAAACUCGACAUCGGCGAGGUUCCUCCUGUCGCAGUUGUCUGUCCAUCUGAUGGACAAGCUUCUGGGGCCCGCCAGCGACCCACUGCACGAGCGCAACAUGGCAGAAUUCUUUGCUCGUCAAGAAAAGGAAAAAACCAAACUCGUCGAGUACCAAAACGAAGAUAUAGAGGUGAUCAAGAAGAGGUUGUUUCCGUCGAUAGCGUGUCCCCGUGUGCCUCACGCGCUACCGCUCGAGAGAUACACAGGGGUCUACAAGCAUCCUACGGGCUCUUGGAUGAAAGUGGUCCUAGCUGAAUAUGGUCAUCUCAGCAUACAAAACUCGCACGCUCCUAUUGCGCUCAAUUUGGAUCUAAUACACGCCAGCGGUGAAUUCUUCGUAGCGAAAACUCCAUCCAGCAAUUCCUUGCCUUUAGACCCCCUGCCUGCAGAAUUCUAUGUGAAUACUUCAGGCAAAGCGCAAAGAGUCGGUCUGGCCUUUGAGCCAGCACUGGGGAAGGAGAAGAUCUGGUUCGAACGCGUUGAUUCAUGA